Messenger RNA from Sorex araneus (European shrew), 2757 nucleotides. It is a transcript of the gene PAPPA2, whose product is annotated as pappalysin 2. Gene Ontology annotation, molecular function: metallopeptidase activity. Lineage: Eukaryota; Metazoa; Chordata; Mammalia; Eulipotyphla; Soricidae. The transcript is spliced from 9 exons. The record is from RefSeq and is a predicted model, not a curated record. Bases 1 to 2757 code for a protein of 918 amino acids.
AUGGACGCCGGCGGAUGGCAGCAGCACCGUCGGGCCGAGAGCAGACAGCAGCGCCCCGUGGGGAAGGGGCGAGGCUCUCCUCCCCGGCCUCUCCACCCGCGGCUGAGACGAGCACUGCAGGGCGAGCCUGCGCCCGCACGCCCCCAAGAGGGAGUAUCUGUCCUGUACUUCUCCGGGAGGCCCGAGCGCCUGCUGCUCCAUAUGGAGGCCCUGGCCAGCGUCCCCCGGGAGGCCUUCACCGUGGAGGUCUGGGUGAGGCCCAACGGAGGCCAGAAUAGCCCAGCUGUCCGGGCUGGGCUGUUUGACCACUGCUCCCACAUGGAAAAUGACAAAGGCUGGGCCCUGGGCAUCCGCUUGGGCACCGAGGAAGGAAAGCGAGAUGCCCGCUUCUUCUUCUCCCUUCGCACUGACCGCAUGCCCGCCGCCACCGUGCUGCUCAGCAAUCACCGCUACACGGCCAGCCAGUGGACACACCUGGCGGCCACUUACGACGGCCGGCGGAUGGCCCUAUACGUGGACGGCACCCGGGUGGCCAGCAGCCUGGGCCAGUCCGGGCCUCUGCACAGCCUCUUCAUGGCCACGUGCCGGGUCCUGCUGUUGGGAGGUGACAGCUCCAAGGCUGGCCACUGUUUCCGCGGCCACCUGGGCACGCUGGCCCUGUGGUCCACCGCCCUCUCGCAGGAGCGCCUCCGGGCCAACGCGCAGCGGCCCCGCGCUGGGGAAGAAGACGAUGACUUGGCGACGCUCGUCUUGACAGGCAGCUUUGAGACCUCGGCUGGGCAGUGGACACCCUUCCGGGAGGACGCGUCCCCGCAGCGUGAGGUCCUGCAGGCCCCCGGGCAGCCCGAGGUGGUGGUGUCCCCGCGGCACGCCCCGCAAUGCGGGCGCACGGCCUGCGACCACGUGGACCUCAUCGGCCACUACAACGCACGCGGGGCCCUGCGCGCGCCCAAGACGGUGCGUUACCAGGUGGUCAACGUGUACGAUGACCGAGGCCGCCGGCCCACCGUGAGCGCCCAGCAGCUGGCCGCGCAGCACCGCGCGCUCCUGGUCGCCUUCGGUGCCACCAACAUCACCUGGGAGAUGCACGAGCUGCGCGUGCGGAACUCGACGCUGCGGGCGCUCACGGUGCUGGCGCGCUGCGAGCCGCGCCAGGUGGGCGACGGCCGCUGCGACCCCGAGUGCCGCCACCCGGCCACGGGCUACGACGGCGGCGACUGCCUGCGACCCCGCCGCUGCCCGCCCUGGAAGCUCCAGGACGGCGUCUGCCAGCCGGAGUGCAACAACAUCGCCAACGACUUCGACGACGGGGACUGCUGCGACCCCGACGGGACCGACGUGAGCAAGACGUGCUUUGACCCCGACUCGCCCUACAGGGCGUACCUGAGCGUGAAGGAACUCAAGGAGCUGCUACAACCCAACAGCAGCCACUUCCUCAACAUCUACUUCGCCAGCUGGGCGCAGGAGGGGCUGGCUGGCUCUGCCACCUGGCCGUGGGAAAAAGACGCUCUCACCCACCAGGGCGGCGUGGUGCUCAACCCCAGCCAUUACGGCGUGCCCGGCCACACCAACACCAUGGUGCACGAGCUCGGCCACGUCCUGGGGCUCUACCACGUCUUCAAGGGGGUGAGCGAGCUGGAGUCGUGCGCCGACCCCUGCCGGGAGACGGUGGCGUCCAUGGAGACGGGUGACCUUUGCGCUGAUACGGCCCCCACGCCCGUGAGCAAGCUGUGUGGCGUCCCUGAGCCAGCCAACGACUCCUGCGGCUUCACCCACUUCCCCGGGGCUCCGUUCAACAACUACAUGAGCUACACAGACGAUAACUGCACCGACAGCUUCACCCCGAACCAAGUGGCCCGCAUGCACUGCCACCUGGACCUGGCGUACCAGCAGUGGACCCUCGGCCGGAAGCCCACCCCCAUCCCCCUGCCCCCCAUGGUCAUCGGCCAGACCCCCAGCUCCCUCACCGUGCACUGGCUGCCCCCUAUCGGCGGAGGGGUGUACGACAGGGCCGAGGGAGCCGCAUGCAGAGCCUGCUCGGAGGACGGGACCUUCCACCAGUACGCGCACAAGGCCUCCUCCCCGCGCGUGUGCGAUUCUUCCGGCUACUGGACACCGGAGGAGGCCGUAGGCGCCCCCGAUGUGGACCUGCCCUGCCUGCCCAACCUGCGAGCCUGGAGCCCGGAACUGCACCUGCCCCACGCCAACGUCACGGUGCCCUGCCCGGCCGAGGGCUGCAGCCUGGAGCUGCGCUUCCUGCACGCCGUGGCGGCCGACGCGCUAACCAUGUGGCUCACCUACGUCUCCCGGCCCAGCGCCGCCCCCACGCUCCUGGAUGCCGAGGUCCUGCUGCAGGGCGGGUCGUCCGAGCACCUGGGGCCCCUGGACACCACCUGCGAUACGCCACUCACUGUCCGGCUGUCUGUGGAUGGGAGGGUGUCGGGGGUGAGACUCUACACGGCCUACGACGGGGUGGAGGUCGACGCGGUGAUGCUGAGUUCGAAGCCCCGCAGCCCGCUGUGCGCGCAGUGCGCCCCUGUCGCCUACCGGCUGUGGCGGGACCCCCCGUUUGCCAGCGGCCGGCCCGUGGAGGUCACGCACCCACAGAGGCAAUUUACGGACCUCGAGGUCCAGCCCGGGCAGACGUAUCAGUACCGGGUCCAAACUGAAGCCGGUGGCGAGCUGGGGGAAGUGUCGCCUGCUCUGAGCCACACCCAUGGGGCGGCUUUCUGUGGCGAUGGCACGGUGGCCGGGUGA